CGUCCCCAACCAGGAGAAUACCAAGAGGACUGUCAAGUUUAAUGUCGUUGAUGUUUGCCUACCCGGUAAUGUCUUAAUGGCGCUACAAACAGAGGACGCAGCCAUGUUUGCUUGGCUAUAGGAGCAAAUGCUUUCCAAGCAUCUUCAAUUGGGUAAUCCAAAGCUACAGCUCAAGUGAAUGACAGCAAGGAAGGAUGUCAGAUGCUGGGAAUCAGUCAUGUCUGAUGGUAGCAGAGGACACUGUCUCCUUCCUCGUUUGUGUCUUUCAUACCUGGGAGGAAUGGUUGGGCCUUGGUCAGCUGCAGGACUACCUAAGUGUUUUGGAAUACUUAUUGUGGGUCUUCACACCUCUAGCAAUUGUGUUUAUCCUGCCCUUUCUUAUCGUCAUACUCCUUUACCUCUCGAUACUUUUUCUUCAUGUCUACAAGAGGAAAAACCAGUUGAGGGAGGCAUACUGCAACAACCUUUGGGACGGAGCCAGAAAAACUCUGGCAACUUUAUGGGAUGGACAUGGAGCCAUAUGGCAUGGCUAUGAAAUCCACGGGAUGGACAAGAUCCCUGACGAAGGACCAGCACUCAUAGUGUACUAUCAUGGAGCCAUUCCCAUUGAUUACUACUACUUCUUAGCCAAUAUUAUUAUUCAAAAAGGACGAACCUGCCACUCGGUCGCAGACCACUUCCUUUUUAAAAUACCAGGUUUCAAAUUACUUUUGGAGGUGUUCAGUGUGAUUCAUGGUCCCCAAGAAGAGUGUGUGCAGGCACUGAAGAAUGGCCACCUGUUGGCGAUCUCGCCUGGAGGUGUGAGGGAAGCUUUGUUCAGUGAUGAGACUUACCCUCUUCUUUGGGGAAAGCGCAAAGGCUUUGCCCAGGUUGCCAUCGAUUCUAAGGUGGCCAUAAUCCCCAUGUUUACCCAAAAUAUUCGAGAAGGCUUCAGAUCUUUGGGAACGCUGAAAUUUUUCCGUUGGAUGUACGAAACAUUUAGGCUUCCCGUGGCUCCUGUUUAUGGCGGAUUCCCUGUAAAGUUCCGGACAUUCCUUGGUGAUCCAAUCCCAUAUGAUCCAAACAUAACUGCUUCAGAGCUGGCAGAAAAAGUAAAGCAAGCUGUCCAGUCCCUUGUAGACAAGCACCAGAAGAUCCCAGGGAAUGUUCUUAGAGCUCUUUUAGAGAGAUUCCACACAAAAUACAAAGCUGAGUAGAAACUAUACAUCAGCUAGAACUGACUCUCCAUCAAAUAAGCAGAACAAAAUGUUUAGGACUAAAGGUGUGUCCUGUGAGAUUACUUGGAAGAAAAAAAAACUAUAGUUUGAAUUUGAUGGUCUUUGAUCUUUUGUGACAUACAUGUAUGUGGUGGGCUUAAAACAGAUGCUGCGUGCCCACAUUUGGUGCCAAACACAGAUGGUUCAGUCCCUCUACGUAAACAAAGUUAGUCUUUUGCAGGGUUCUAAUAAGCUCAAAUUGAGUUUUAUUAGGUUGUAAAAAUGUAAUGUGUAAAGUAGAGUUGGAUUCUAUUGGUCAAGAUAGUCACCCUGCUAUAAAGUACUCUGUCUUCAAAUACGUACAAUAAUAUAAAAACUGUUGGUUUGAGCCACUCCUCAUAUGACUUUGAACAAAAAUUCUCUGCUGCUUACAGUGGUACGAGAAAGUAUCUGAACCAUUUGGAAUUUCUUACAUUUCUGCAUAAAAUCACCAUCAAAUGUGACCUGAUCUUUGUCAAAAUCACACAGAUGAAAAAACUGUCUGAUUUCACUAAAACCACCCAAACAUUUAUAGGUUUUCACAUUUUAAUAAGGAUAGUAUGCUAACAAUGACAGAAGGGGGGGGGGGGGUAUACAAGUGAACCAUCACAUUUAAUAUUUUGUGCGCCCCACCCCCCACCCCUUUGGCAGCAAUAACUUCAACCAGGUGCUUCCUGUAGCUGCAGAUCAGUCUGGCACAUCGAUCAGGACUAAUCUUGGCCCAUUCUUCUCUACAAAACUGCUGUAGUUCAGUCAGAUUCCUGGGAUGUCUGGCAUGAAUUGCUGUCUUUUGGACUUUGACUUGGCCACUCCAGAACGUGUAUUUUGUUGUUCUGAAACCAUUCUGAAGUUGAUGUACUUCCUUGUUUUUGAUCAUUGUCUCGUUGCAGCAUCCAUCCUCUUUUUAGCUUCAACUGUCUGACAGACGGGCUCAGGUUUUCUUGCAAAACAUCCUGGUAAACUUUUGAAUUCAUUCCUCUAUUAAUGAUUGCAAGUUGUCCAGGCCCUAUGACAGUAAAACAGCUCCAAAUCAUGAUGCUCCCUCCACCAUGUUUAAUGGUGGGGAUGAAGUGUUGAUGUUGGUGAGCUGUUGUAAUUUUCACCCAUACGUGACGUUUUGUGUUACUUCCAAACAAUUCAACUUUGGUUUCAUCAGUCCACAAAAUAUUUUGCCAAAACCUCUGUGGAGUGUCAGAGUGCCUUUUUGCGAACAUUAAACGAGCAACAAUGUUUUUUGUUUUUUGUUUUUUUUAGACAGCAGUGGCUUCCUCCGAUAAGUCCUCCCAUGAACACCAUUCUUGGCCAUAGAUUUACAUAUAGUAAGUCUUUAGCAGACACUCUGGGGUUCUUUUGUACCUUUCUGAGUAUUCUGCACCGAGCUCUUUGCUUCAUCUUUGGUGGACUGCCACUCCUUGGGAGAGAAACAACAGUGCCAAACUCUCCCUUUGUAGACAACUUCUCUGACUGUCAAUUGAUGGACAUUCAGACUUUUAGAGAUGUUUUUUAUAUCCUUUCCCAGCAAGUCAACAAUCCUUGAUUGCAGGUCUUCAGACAGCUCUUUUGACCGAGCCAUGAUGCACAUCAGACAAUGCUUCUCAAGACAUUUCUUACCAGGUGUGUGUUUUAUAGUGGACAGGGCAGCUUUAAACCACUCAUUAGUGAUUGGGAACACACCUGACUUGAAAUGUUUGGUAAAAAUUGGUUUCAGUUGCUCUUUAAGUCUCCUUAGGCAGAGUGUUCACUUACUUAUUUUCCUCCUUUCUGUGAUUGUUGCAUGCUAUCCUCAUUAAAAUAUCAAAACGUAUAAAUGUUUGGGUGGUUGUAGUUAUAGCAGACACUGUAUUUUCAUCUGUGUAAUUUUGACAAAGAUCAGAUCACAUUUGAUGGUGAUUUUAUGCAGAAAAGUGAGAAAUUCCAAAAGGUUCAGAUACUUUUUCAUACCACUGUAUACUAGUAUAUUAAAUAAUCCUUUUCAGUUUUACACAUUUCUCUGUAAACUUAAUUUAUUUUAAACCUGCCUCAUGCCAAUGUGCUAUUUAUUGUCUUGAGCAUUUAAAAAUGACAAAUUGAGGCAAGUUCAGGGGAAAUGCCGUUCCCAUGGAACUCUGCUGUGGCAGUCAUCAUUCAUUGUACUGUAUGUAUGUCUCCAUAGAAAUCAUAUUGUAUAGAGGGUGAAAGGAAAUAGUGUUCUAACUACUUUCAAAGAUGCAUUUCAGGGCAAUUUGAGAAUGUUACGAUGUUUUGUUUUUCUUUUAAGUUAUAGUUCAAUUUGAAUUUUGGUGUUAAUAUGAUUGUUUUACUAUGACUCGAGGGAACCGCUUGGGUAUAGACUUCCACUUUCACGGCUUCAUAAAGCAUCAGUGUCCCAGCGUAAAACUUCAAUUUUUAAUUGGUUCUCUCUAACUCUGCAUAAAUGCACAAUUUGCAAGGGUCUCUAUUGUGUAAUUGUUGGUCGUAAUCUUCGUAUCAUUCCUGGAUCUUUAGUGUUUUGAACAUGUACCGUACAGAAUAUUUUUCCUUAUUUCAAAUGUCCACAUUGUGGUUAGAGAUGCAGUCUGAUUACUUUUUGCAGCAUGUAAACAUAAAUAUUUGCAUAUACAUAUGUACUAACUGUAUUAUUGAUCUGAUAACAUUUAUUUGCACAAAAAUGCUUUUAAAAUUAUAUCGUCAGCUCGAGUUUUUUGUUUUUGUUUAAAUCCUUGUAAUUUGUUGUUUAAUCUGGGUGUUUUAUAUCUGUGUCCUGUAUGAUUUUUAUAUGUAUAUGUGUGGUCUACCUGAUUUUAAAUGAAAUUAUUAAAAAAAAAAAAAAAAAAAACAUGUAAAUUUGAAUAAAUCUAUUUUUGAGAGGUUUCCUUUGAAUUUAUUUAUCUUCAUUUGUUGAAACGUUCCUUACUUUAGUGUUGUGGUUCUUAACCUGGGUUUGACCGAACCCCAGGGGUGGGGAAAGUAUGUUUAAGGGUUUUGGCGAAGGUUAAGAUGCCCCAUUUUCAUAAGCUGACCAUAACUAGGCAAUUUGACGUUUUAGAUCAUGUUUUGGACUGGUUUGUCCACAAAUUUUCAGGCUUUACUCCAUUUCUUUCAAUUGCUAGUCCUAAAUCUAAUGGGAGGAGAAACUGGUUUGCCUCAACCAUUAGUAAUUAUAGGCCAAUAUCAAAUCUGACAUUCCAGGGGAAAAUUAUCGAGAGAGUUGUGUUUGAACAGAUCCAGGUUUUUAUGAUGCAAAGCAAUCUUUUCAUCUCAUUUCAGUCUGGAUUUUGGCCACAGCACAGCACAGAGACCGUGCUUCUCAAAGUCCUAAAUGACAUUCGUCGGAAUACUGAUGCAGGCAAAUCAUCUGUUCUGCUUCUAUUGGAUCUCAGUGCCGCAUUCGACACCGUUGAUCACAACAUACAGUGGGGCAAAUAAGUAUUU
Molecule: messenger RNA, 4646 nt
Organism: Corythoichthys intestinalis (scribbled pipefish)
Lineage: Eukaryota; Metazoa; Chordata; Actinopteri; Syngnathiformes; Syngnathidae
Gene: tmem68
Product: transmembrane protein 68
Exons: 9
Coding region: 195-1196 (333 amino acids)
Molecular function (GO): acyltransferase activity
Source: RefSeq, a predicted model, not a curated record